Messenger RNA from Doryrhamphus excisus (bluestripe pipefish), 1585 nucleotides. It is a transcript of the gene rgs9bp, whose product is annotated as regulator of G protein signaling 9 binding protein. Lineage: Eukaryota; Metazoa; Chordata; Actinopteri; Syngnathiformes; Syngnathidae. The record is from RefSeq and is a predicted model, not a curated record.
GGUUAUCUUGCGUCAGUGCAAAGGGGUCAGUCGCAGGAUUAGCAUCUUGCUGAAGUUACACCUAUUACUCUUUUUAUCAUCUCAUCCUUUUUUUUUAAAUAUUUUUAUCAGUCUCUAAAGCGUUUCACCUGUAAUGACUAGUUUGAGCUGGAAUAUGGCGAGGCAUCCCUCCGCUGCUUGGCACCUGAACCCUGUUCAGACCCUAAACCGCUGAAUGAAGCUUGUGAGUGGAGGAGGAGCCGCCUGCACGGUGAAGGGCAGCCGGGACGAAGAUCUUGCCUGCUUUGGCAGACUCUUGGCAAGUCAUCCUGAUGCCACUGGUAAAUAACAAAGUAGGCGAUGACUGCACGCUUGGUACCAACAAAGCGUUGGCUGACGGCAAGGCGCUUGUGGAUUCCUUGAUGAAGGUGGUGGCAUGCUAUCGACACCUGGCUUCAUGUGUGGGGGGGUGCACAGACACCUUGCAGCUACGUGAUGAGUUGAGGCAAACCAGGGAGCGGGCCCGAAAGCUGGCCGGGACCAUCUGUCAACAUCUCACCUCGCAUCUGCGUGACAAGAAUCUCCCCGCAGAGCAGCGCAAGGAGCUGGAGCUCCUGUGGGUGGCUUUCUCCUCCAGCCUGGAGCUGCUGCACGUUGACAUGUGCAAGGUUUACAAGAUGUGGGGCAUCUUCUCUCUGGCGAACACUGCUACUUUGGUGCAAACUGGCCUCCAAGGAGGGGGCAGUGAAGUGGCCGCUCGGGCCCUCAGUCUGCCAGAUCUGAACCAGGUUCUGAACUCCAAUAUCCCCAACUGCGUGGAGAACCAGGAACACGGGUCCUUGGAGCAGGAGAUCAACCAAAUGGACCACAUGAUCUACGACAUGGAGUCAAAGGUCAACGUGUUACGUUGGAUGGUGGAGCCCCACGGGGCGGAGUACGCAGACCCCCUCAGCAGCACUGACAGCGCAUCCUUGGCCCUGCUCUCUGUGGACGAGGAGCGGUCCGGCGGACCUCUUCCUGCAGGCCAGCGUGCUCGCUUGGUGGUGCUCUUAUUGCUCUGUGCUGCCAUUUUGGUGGUGACCGUUUUAUCUGUCUGCAUCUUCUUAUUCUCAUAAUUAACACUUUUUUUGCAAUAAACCUCAAAACAAGGUCAAUGUUGCAGCUAGCUUUGUUUCUAUAUCUACUUGCACUACUACUUUGUCAUUCAAAAAUUCAAAGGUGCCAUAAAUAUUCUCAAACAAUAUAAGCAAUAUGUAGCAGCGCCACCUGAGUUCAUACAAUAUAGAUUUAUAUACUUUUAUCAAUAUGGUAACAAUGUAAACACAUUAGGGAUGCAGCAUGUUUACUAUUUGAUCAGGUAUUAUUAGGCACUAUAGUAUUUUCCUGUUUCUUUUAUGUCCUAAAUCAGGGGUGGCCAAACCUUUUCACCAAGAGCUGCAGCCAUUUUGGUAUUUUUUAUUUAGUAAACCAACCCAUAAGUAUAAUUAUAUAUAUUUAUGUAAAGAAAAAAAAGAGCCUGCAUGCCAGCUAUGUAUUUUUAUUUGUUUUUCACAUUACGCCUUGUUGCUCUUUUUUCCAGCUUUUGCUGCUAUUUUUCUUGCUAAAU